AUGCAAAGCAUGAACCAACGUUACCUCUUGCUCAAGAAGCUCACAUUCAGGCUGCUCUGUGCUGCGCUGUGUUUCGGCUUCUCGGGCGCUGCUCGGGGUCUCGAUUCUGGUCUCAUUGCGAGUACCGUUGCGGAACAAUCAUUCAUCGAUCAGUUUCAUCUAAAGGCCAGCUACCUCAGUGCAUCCCAGAAAGCCAAUCGAUUGUCCAACAUCACGUCAAUGGUCCAUAUUGGCAGCUUGCCUGGUGCCAUAGUCGCAUUCAUUUGCAGCGAGCGCAUCGGAAUAUUGUGGACAAUCCGACAAUGUUGCCUGCUCUGGAUCAUAGGCUCCUUGGUCUUCAUGACUUCACGAAACCUUGGUCAGGUAUACGCAGGUCGUUUUAUCAUGGGCCUCGGUAUUGGACAGUUUGGUGUUGUUGCUCCCAUCUACCUCGGUGAAGUGGCUCCCAGGGAGAUUCGCGGGAUGCUCGUGGGUACCUACGGCAUGUCAGAAUACCUGGGAAUUAUGAUCGGUUACUUCUCCAUAUGGGGGGCAUCUAUCCACAUCCCUAGCUCGAGUGCCAAACAGUGGAUCAUCCCGCAGAGCGUACAGAUCAUGUGGGCAGGCUUGCUUCUUAUCUCAUCCCUGUUUUGUGAGGAGAGUCCGCGAUUUUUAUGUCGACAGGGCCGUCCAAAAGCAGCACUCCAUUCCCUUGCACGAUUGUGGAACCUGUCGCCGUUGGAUCCAGGAAUACAUGUCGAGGUUUCAAAUGCUCAAAUUCAGCUGGAACUUGAACGCCAGGUGCCAUCAAGAAUGCGGUACUUUGGCGCACUGAAAGAGCUUUUUGGAACCAAGGCUCAUUUGAAGCGGAUUGCUUUCGUCUUUGUUUUGCAGUGCUUGGGCGAAUGGUCCGGUCCAAACUCAGUAACAACAUAUGCACCAGAGUUGUUUGGAAUUUUCGGGAUCCAAGGGCAGUCGCAAAAGCUCUUCACUACAGCCAUUUUCGGUGCUGUGAAGUUUGCAUUUUCCUUGAUUUCUGCACUGUUCUUGAUAGACUCUCUGGGCAGGAGAAAGACCUUAUACCUCGGGCUCAUAAUCCAGGUCAUUGCUUUGACUUAUGAUUCGGUUUUUCUAACUGUUUUCUCUUCCUUAUCAGGCGACUCUCAGCAAGAGUCAGCAACAAAGCAUGCUGCCAUUUGCGCGAUCGUGAUGAUCUAUUUCAUCGGUAUUGGAUGGGCUUUGGGGUGGAACUCCAUCCAGUAUCUGAUCACGGCAGAAUCGUUCCCGCUGGGUGUAAGGAUUGCAGGGGUAAGCCUUGUCACACUAUGGCAUUAUGCAAACCGGAUCGGCAUCUCCAAGGCGACCACGUUGAUGCUUCUCGACCACGACUCCCUCACACCUAAGGGCACUUUCUGGUUUUUCACAGGGAUGUCUUUGCUAGGCCUUGUGUUUACGUGGUUGUUUCUGCCUGAGACUUCCGGGAAGGGGUUGGAGGAAACCAAUAAGCUGUAUGGUGAGAGUGGCAAAUCCCCGCACGACGAGGAGGUGGUUUAA
Aspergillus sclerotioniger CBS 115572 is the source of this 1533-nucleotide messenger RNA. Its product is annotated as general substrate transporter. Gene Ontology annotation, cellular component: membrane. Gene Ontology annotation, biological process: transmembrane transport; carbohydrate transport. Bases 1 to 1533 code for a protein of 510 amino acids. The transcript is spliced from 5 exons. Gene Ontology annotation, molecular function: carbohydrate:proton symporter activity. The record is from RefSeq and is a predicted model, not a curated record. NCBI's taxonomy places the organism in Eukaryota, Fungi, Ascomycota, Eurotiomycetes, Eurotiales, Aspergillaceae.